Molecule: messenger RNA, 1354 nt
Organism: Cynoglossus semilaevis (tongue sole)
Lineage: Eukaryota; Metazoa; Chordata; Actinopteri; Pleuronectiformes; Cynoglossidae
Product: glutamine synthetase-like
Exons: 7
Coding region: 94-1206 (370 amino acids)
Cellular component (GO): cytoplasm
Molecular function (GO): glutamine synthetase activity
Source: RefSeq, a predicted model, not a curated record
GCCACAAACUGGUUUAGUCACAUUGCUAACACACAGACACAACACUGCUGUCAUACCUCUGAAGCACCUGAAGUCACAGGCAACAAAGAAAACAUGGAAACUCUGUCAAUCAGCUCUCGUUUGAACAAGACCGUCCGUGAGCAGUACAUGAAGCUGCCACAAGGGGAGAGUUGCAUGGUUACCUACAUCUGGAUCGAUGGCACUGGGACAGAACUUCGCAGCAAAACUAAAACUCUAGACAGGGAACCAAAGGAUAUAGAAGAUAUCCCCAUAUGGAACUUUGAUGGCUCAAGCACAGACCAGGCUAAAGACUCUAACAGUGACAUGAACAUCGUACCAGUCGCCAUGUUCAGGGACCCGUUCACACUUGACCCAAACAAACUGGUCCUCUGUGAAGUCUACAAAUACGACAACACUCCUGCAGAGACUAACCAUAGGGUUAGCUGCAAACUAGUCAUGGAUGAGCUGAAAGAGCACUGUCUCUGGUUCGGCAUGGAGCAGGAGUACACACUCUUUGGCGCUGAUGAACGUCCGUUUGGUUGGCCGGCUAAUGGAUACCCAAAACCCCAGGGCCCUUACUACUGCAGUGUGGGGGCAAACAAUGCCUACGGACGGGACAUCAUGGAGUGUCACUACAAGGCCUGUCUCUAUGCAGGAAUCAAAAUCUAUGGCACCAACGCUGAGGUCAUGCCAUCUCAGUGGGAGUUCCAGGUGGGUACAUGUGAGGGCAUAGAAAUAGGCGACCAUCUGUGGGUUUCACGCUACCUGCUCCACCGUGUGUGCGAAGACUUUGGUGUCGUAGCCUCAUUGGACCCCAAACCACUGAAGGAGUGGAACGGCGCUGGAUGCCACACCAAUGUCAGCACCAAGCAGAUGAGGGAGGAAGGAGGACUUCACCAUAUCAAUCUGGCCAUUGACAAACUAAAGAAGAAACACAGCGAUCACAUCCGUGUGUAUGAUCCCGCCGGCGGUGACGACAACAAGAGGCGUCUCACCGGACGUCAUGAGACCUCCAGCAUCCACACCUUCUCCUCAGCAGUGGCCGACCGAGGCUGCAGCAUCAGAAUCCCCCGCCAGGUGGGUGAAGAAGGCAAGGGCUACUUCGAAGACCGGCGUCCUGCAUCCAACUGCGACCCCUACAUGGUGAUCAAGGCCAUCGCUUGCACCUGCCUACUGGAUUCAGACAAAGGUGAACAGGAAAAUUAGAAGAGAGCUGUAGCAGCCCUGCAGCUGUGUCUGCAAUAUAUUUCUUCCUGUACAUCACUGUGUGAGCUCCUCUGAGCUGGAUACUUGUCUGUGAUAGAUAGCAAAUGUAGAUUUGUGUGGAGAAACAAUUAAAGUGUAAUUUGUCAAA